AUGGACCAAACUAACCAUCAAAACCUGAGUCGUUUCACAAAGCUAUUGCUCUCCAUCUCUGUCUUCUCUCUCUUGUUCUCGAGCCCCGUUUUCAUCUCUUUCCUCCCACCGUGGCACUUCCAUCUCUCCACCUUCCUGCUCCGUCUCGUCACCCACGCCGUCAACAAGAACUGCAUCUUCCUACUCUGCAACGGCAUCCUCGUCUUCCUCAUGCAGAUCUCGGGCUUCAUUGGCACCAUGACCACCAGGUCCUCCUGGCACAGCACCGGCGAUAAAGAUCCUCCCAAGGAGACCUUACACAUGAUGGAGAAUAAGCUGCUUGCCACGGACAUUGACGACAGAGUUCUCCCUGACGUUGUGCAAGAAGAUUUAGACCUUGAGAAAGAAGGGAAAACGUUGAAUAACAACGACAAUACUCAUGAGGAUUGCAUGGUCGACGACAAUGACGACAACAAAGAAGAAGAACAAGAACACAAUAUCGGCUUCCGGACUUUGGAAGCGAGAAACAUAGCCGCAACAUCUGAUCCUGAUGGCGAAGAAGAAUUAGAUGAAUGUGGAGGAGAGAGAGAGGAUGACACUAGUGAAGAUUACAUAUAUGGCGUGGAGAUAAGGUAUGGGAAUAAUGUGAUGACAGCGGAGGAAUUGGACAAGAAGUUCGAUGAUUUCAUUCGGAGGAUGAAGGAAGGAAUCAUGAUCGAAACGCAGCAACAACAGCAACAACUCCUCGUGGUUUAA
Molecule: messenger RNA, 735 nt
Organism: Eucalyptus grandis
Lineage: Eukaryota; Viridiplantae; Streptophyta; Magnoliopsida; Myrtales; Myrtaceae
Exons: 1
Coding region: 1-735 (244 amino acids)
Source: RefSeq, a predicted model, not a curated record